ACAGUGACUUGCGCCAGGUUCAUGGGACAUGAGGGCGUGGGGGGCGGUGCGAGUGUCCGGGGCAGAGGGUCGGGCCUCCCGCGGGCAGAGAGCCAAGCUGAAGGCAAGUCUUCAGGUUUGGAGGGGGGCAAACCAGGUGCGGAUGACCCUAUUAACCUCGAGAGGAGGGUGGGACUCCUCAGUGGGGUUGCUCUGAUCGUCGGCACCAUGAUUGGAUCAGGAAUUUUCGUAAGCCCGAAGGGUCUGCUGGAGCGGACGGGAAGCGUGGGUCUCAGCCUAGUUGUGUGGGCUGCCUGCGGCGGUCUCUCUCUCCUGGGAGCGCUGUGUUACGUUGAGUUGGGCUGCAUGAUCCCAUCUUCGGGAGCAGAGCACACGUACUUCCUGACGGCGUUUGGCCACCUGCCGGCAUUCCUCUUCGCCUGGGUGACCAUCAUCCUCCUCAAGCCUGCCAUGCUGGCUAUCAUCUGUCUCUCCUUCUCAAAGUACCUCGUUGAAGCCUUCGCCUCUGAUUGUGAACCUCCGCUCAUGGCCAUCCAACUCCUGGGCGCUCUAACUAUUGGUGCGCUAUCGUACGCCGAGCUUGGAACGCUCGUCGAUGCCUCGGGAGGAGAGUACGCUUAUUUCUUGCAAGGUUUCGCACCGGGGGAGAAGAGGAGGUUAUGGUGGGGCCCCAUACCGUCCUUCCUGUUCGCGUGGGUGUCAUUAUUCUUGCUGAAGCCUUCCUCGCUGGCCAUCAUCUGCCUCACCUGCUCAGAGUACUUUGUGAGAAUAUUCAACGCGGGUAGCAGCAUCAACUGCCUCCCACCAGAUCUGGCCAUCAAACUCUUCGCCGCCUUUGUCAUAAUCCUCAUUACCUUCAUCAACUCGUACUCUGUGAACCUGGCGACGAGGGUGCAAAACGUUUUUACGGCGGCUAAGCUGGUGGCCAUCCUGAUCAUCGUGGUGGGCGGCAUGGUGAAGCUAGGCCAGGGCAACACACAGUAUCUUGCUACAGGCUUCCAGGGCUCUACCAAGAGCUUUGGUGACAUCGCCACAGCUUUCUACAGUGGCCUCUGGGCCUAUGAUGGCUGCGGAUUAAAGAACAGAACUGUCAACAUAAUUUGUGGAAGAGAAAAUUGUGUAACUAAGGCAUCAGUACAACUUGAAGGCAUUAUGCUUGAUUUUAAGUAUUGGCCACUUACAUGCUUUAAUGUAAACACUUCAUGUAUGUAUUAUUUUCCUUGCAGGAACCUACCACGGGCUAUCAUUAUUGGGCUUCCUCUGGUAACCAUCUGUUACCUGCUUGUCAACAUCUCCUACCUAGCUGUCAUGAGCCAGGAUGAGCUCCUUGCCUCGGAAACUGUGGCCGUGACAUUCGGCAAUCGAGUGCUAGGAUGGGCAGCCUUCCUUAUGCCUCUUGCUGUCACGCUAUCUACCUUCGGGGCUGCAAAUGGAACAGCUUUUACAUCUGGCAGGUUGUGCUUUGUUGCGGCACGAGAAGGACACAUGGUAGAUGUUUUGUCAUAUGUCCAUGCCAAGAAGCUAACUCCUUCUCCAGCUCUCCUCUUUAAUGCGGCCAUUGCUUUGAUUAUGGUCAUCCCUUCAGAUAUUGGCUCUCUCAUUGACUUCUUCAGCUUCACUGCUUGGAUCUUCUAUGGGGGUGCGAUGGCAGCCCUUAUUAUUAUGCGCUUUACCAUGAAAGAUGCACCACGUCCCUAUAAGGUGCCAAUUGCUAUCCCAGUCUUGGUCCUGAUCAUCUCUGUGUACCUGGUUGUGGGCCCUAUCAUCGACUCUCCGAAGAUUGAAUAUCUUUAUGCCUCCCUCUUCAUCAUUGCAGGCCUAUUCUUCUAUUUCCCCUUCGUCUACAUGAAGAAGAGUAUUCCUGGCAUGGGCCACAUGACUACUAUCCUCCAGCUGUUGCUCCAAGUUGUGCCCACAGAUGUCAUGCCUGAUGCCUAAAGGACAAACUAACUCAGUUGGUCAACUGGGGCACUCCAGGCUUGAAAAUAAACACUACCCCUCCAAUCUGGGUGAAAAUUUUACAAGGGUCUAAGUCAAAAAUGAAAGUUUGAAGUUUCAACUUCUAACCCAAUGGUUAAAAGUUAUGUGCAGGACCAUUUUGAAGCCAACAUUUGCAAUGUUGAAAGUUUGGCUAAUAGAGAUGGACUCAUGCAUUUAUAAAUGCUCUUUUUAUUAAUCACAUCACACAGAAUCCUUUAAUAGGAUCAAAAGUCAAACAAAAAUUUUUACUUGACAUAAUUUAGUCUUGUCAGCUCCACAAAUUUUAUAUUAAAUCUUGAUGAUGAUUACUCACAACAGACGGUCAUCAUCCAGUUUUCAUUACCUAUUUGGGGGAUUGCUGUGAAUUGUCUCAAGUGUUUUAUUGUGAUUUCUAUUCUGAAGCCUUAUACAUAUGUGCUUAUGUACAGUAUAUCGCAGGAUUACCAAAAUGUAAUGCUAAAAAUGAAAAGUUUGUCCAUUUAUUUCUCAAACUGAAUAUUAUUAGAAACUUGCAUCUAGUGUAGAUGGUCUAUAAGAAUUUUUUAUUCAUUCAGCUAUUCAAAAAUAGUGAUGUGGUCCUCAUAUUAUAUAUGUAAAGUAAAACCUGCUAUAUUUCAAAGCACUUUAAUGUCAAAAUAUAAAACUGAGAACUUUGUGUAAAGCAACAUUUUUUUUUUCCAUUGGUCUGACUUCAGUAGAUUGCACAUAUAACAUUUAAAAUCUUUAUUUUUAAAACUGAUUAAUAAUAUAUACAUUAUAUUGACAGGCAUAAUAAGUCAUUGACUACCAAGAUGCCAUUCUCAUUUAUGACACUUAAAAUUUCCUUGCCACUAAUUUUUAUAUAUGGGCCAGAUAGAGUUGAAACUUGGAAAAGUUUUUUUGUGAUCUGAAACUACCUUUAAAAAUUUUCAGCCAUUUUGGAGUGGGUAGGGUGCAAAUGACUGCCCAUGUUAUCUGGGAAUGUCUUACCAGUACUGGAUUGUCCCACCUUAUCAUUCCAUAAGCCAUCAUUACCAGCAGUUGCAGUACAGUAACCUAAGAAAGGUCUUUUUAACAGCUAGAAUAGUCUGUUUGUCUGCAGUAAUGGCAUGACUAUAAUGGCCAUGGUUUAUCUACUCUUGGACAUAAGCAAGUUUAUUCUCUUCAAUAUUAUACUCUGUUCCUAGCAUAAGCAUGGUGCCCACUGACAAAUGCCGGGACCAGAACAGAAUUUAUGAGUCGACCAAUGAACCAGAUGGGCUUUUACACCAGUUUGGUAGGAUUAUGGAUAUACUGUGGAAACAAGCUUAAACUAAAUUAGAAACUAACAUCACUUCCUCACUGAACCUGAACUGUAAACCUAGAGGAUGUUAAGCCAGUAUGAUAAGCAAUGACAAAUGUACUCUUACAUCAAAACUUGUUUUUAGACAGCACUUGACUUUAGUAAAGAAACAUGUUUUUCUAUGCUGAUUAUCUCCCCCAGAAUAUACAUCAUUCUUGUCACACCUAAUAGUCUUACUGUGUUACAUAUCCUGUUUUCUGCUAAUAGCCAGUGUUACUCAUGAGACUCUCAUUACCAGUAGCAAACAACUGUUAAGUUGUUACAAGACAACCCCGUGGAUCCCACUGACAGAACAAUAGUCGUGUCAUUCAAGUGAUACUCUGUAAGGAGGACUCGCAUUAAAGUAAAAAGAAGAAAUAGUAAGGAAUUACCAGACCUAUGGUAGUGUAGGACCUUAUUUCCAGAAUUAUUCCAUAAAACUCAAACCUGGAGUCAUACAUACAACUAGAAGAGCAAAUCACUUGUAAGGGGAAAAGGGACACACACUUACCAUAGGACUAGUAAACUUCAAAAAGUUGAAUGUGCAAUAUUAGGGCAUCUUAGGAGUGUUUUUUUUUUUUUUUAGUGAAGUUACUUAACCCAUGUACUGAAUGUGUUGUGAAAAAAAUUUAAGUAAAUACCCCAGAUUAUUCUAAGUAGAAACUAUCCAGAACUUAAAUAGAAUUAAUUUUAUUAGGAGAGUGAAGAACAGUACUGUCUGGUAAUUCUGUACAUUAAAGAACCAUAACAUCACUAAAUCAGAUUCAGUUGCCAGUUUUUUCCUCCUUUAGCUCUUAAGAUGUUUUCCGAACAACUCAGUUUAAAUGAGCAUCCUUCUACUUGUUCAGGCCUGGCCAUUUGUGGCUCAGUUACUGGACAGACUUCUAUUUCAUAGCUUUUGGCACUUCAGCUACCAUGAAGCCAUGCUACCCAUUAUGCCUUUUGCUAUCCCAAGGUUCGUUUACACAAAGGCAGAUGCCUGUCACAUUUUCGAUUGCCUUUUUUUCUUCAGUUUUGGACUUAAUAGAUUGAUAUAUCUUACCAUGAUACUCUAGUACGUAAUUUUACAUGUCAUCAAGAUAUACUAGUAAAGAUUAUGAAGAGAGCUUUAAGCAGAAUUCACGAGGAUGCCCAGCAGGAAUUAACAGUCUUUUGCCACUGGUUAUUACAUUGAAGGGAAAGCACUAAAUCCAUAGGAAUCAUGCUGCAUUUGCCACUGGUAAUAUGCUAGCCUGGCAGAGUAACCAUUACCCUUUGAAUCCCAAAAGGCUAGAACAAUUGUUUUAAACCAGUUGUAAUGUUCUUUUGUGAAUUCUUUUUCAACUACAGAAUAUUUUAAUUUUAGGAUAGAAAAAUUUAUUGAUCAGUUUGAUAUCUAAGAAAAGCUUAAUGUUUCUUGUUACUUAAUUACUAUUUUUAAUACCUUCCAAACCUAAUAAUGACAGAAUUACAUUGAAACUAACAUGAAUUGCUAAAGUUUCUUUGUUUUGCUUCCAAUACAAGUAAGUUGACUGCCACACUUGGUAUGUAUAAUAUACAUAAGUAUGUAUAUAUAGUUUAUAAUAUAUUGUAUAUAUAAAUAUAUACAUACAUAUUGUACUGUACAUGGAUAUGAGGCAGUUUUAUAAAGAUAAAAAUAUUGUGUGCCUAAAAUAAAAUUACAGCUUAAAUUCAGUGACAUGAAUCGUAUCUUUAGAGACAAUGCAGUAUGGACCUUUUAUCUUAAUGAAUAUUUAGAACAUUUAAAUAUAUUAAAAUUGCAUCCCUACAGAUCAACAUAAUUUUUUUUGCAGAUCCUGAUGUGUGCUAUUUAGGAUAUUGUAUUGAGGCUGAUUAUUUUGAGAAUAGAUAAAUAAGUUGCUAAUAGUAAAUUCAGUACUUUAAACAGUCUUACUAGUAAAAUCAACCUUAUUACAGUGUAUGUAGAUGUGACAGUACCAAGAGAGGCCUUCAGCCACCCCCAUAAUUUCUGUUCCCCAAACCCACCCUAAAUGAAAAUAAUAACUGUCAUAUAAGAACAUAAGAACAUAAGAAAGGAGGAACACUGCAGCAGGCCUGUUGACCCAUACUAGGCAGGUCCUUUACAAUUCAUCCCACUAACAAACAUUUGACCCACCCAAUUUUCAAUGCUACCCAAGAAAUAAGCUCUGAUGUGCAAGUCCCACUCAAAUCCAACCCCUCCCACUCAUGUACUUAUCCAACCUAAAUUUGAAACUACCCAAAGUCCUAGCCUCAAUAACCCAACUAGGUAGACUGUUCCACUCAUCAACUACCCUAUUUCCAAACCAAUACUUGCCUAUGUCCUUUCUAAAUCUAAACUUAUCUAAUUUAAAUCCAUUACUGCGGGUUCUCUCUUGGAGAGAUAUCCUCAAGACCUUGUUAAU
Messenger RNA from Cherax quadricarinatus, 5664 nucleotides. The record is from RefSeq and is a predicted model, not a curated record. NCBI's taxonomy places the organism in Eukaryota, Metazoa, Arthropoda, Malacostraca, Decapoda, Parastacidae.